UGUGUCAGAGCUCUUACUGUGAAACUCACCUGGAGCCUCAUUUGAGAGUGGCAGGUUUGAAGAAACACAAACUGAUGGAUCCUGUGAGUAAUCUGGAGGACUAUAUAUGUCAGAAACAUGAGAGACCUCUGGAUCUGUUCUGUAGAGAUGAUCAGACAUGUGUGUGUUCAAUCUGCACUGUGACAGACCACAAGAACCACAACACUGUUCCUAUAGAAGAGGAGAGGGAAGAGAAGAAGACUGAACUGAUGAAGACACAGAAAGAUGUGCAGCUGAUGAUCCAGAACACAAUCAAGAAGAUUCAAGACGUCAAACACUCAGCAGAAGUCAGAAAAAGAAACACAGAGAAGGAGAAAGCAGCCCGUGUUGAGCUCUUCACUGAUCUCAUCCGCUCCAUUGAGAGACGUCAGACUGAACUGCUGGAGAUGAUGGAGGAGCAGCAGAAAGCAGCAGAGAAACAGGAGCAAGAGCUGAUUGAAGAGCUGGAGCAGGAGAUCACUGAGCUAAAGAUGAGAAACACUGAGCUGGAGCAGCUCUCACACACUGAAGAUCACCUCCACCUCCUACAGAUUCACUCAUCCCUGUGCAGCCCUAGAAACAGCAGGAACUGGCCUGAGAUCAGUAUGAAGACUCAUGAGAGUCUGGAGACUCUGAGGAGAGCUCUGACUCAACUGAAGGACACUAUAGAUGAGAAACUCACACUAACUGAGCUGAAGGUGAUGCAGCAGUAUGCAGUGAAUGUGACUCUGGAUCCUGAUACAGCUCAUCCUGAUCUCAUUCUGUCUGAUGAUGGAAAACAAGUGAGAGAUGGAGACAUUAGACAGAAACUCCCAGACAAACCAGAGAGAUUUGAUACAUGUCCCUGUGUCUUGGGAAAGGAGGGAUUCUCGUCAGGGAGAUUUUAUUUUGAGGUGCAGGUGAAGGGAAAGACUGAAUGGGAUUUAGGAGUGGCCAGAGAAUCCAUUAACAGGAAGGGAGAGAUCACACUGAGUCCCAGUGAUGGAUACUGGACUGUGGCUCUGAUGAAUGGAGAUGAAUAUGAAGCCUGUGAGGAUCCUUCUGUCUCUCUGUCUCUGAGAGUGAAGCCGCAGCGGGUCGGUGUGUUUGUGGAUUAUGAGGAGGGUCUGGUCUGCUUUUAUGAUGUGGAGUCCAGCUCUCAUAUCUACUCUUUCACUGCUCAGUCUUUCACUGAA
Messenger RNA from Sinocyclocheilus grahami, 1193 nucleotides. RefSeq names its product E3 ubiquitin-protein ligase TRIM39-like. The annotation marks the transcript as partial. The transcript has 7 exons. Gene Ontology annotation, molecular function: zinc ion binding; protein binding. The record is from RefSeq and is a predicted model, not a curated record. NCBI's taxonomy places the organism in Eukaryota, Metazoa, Chordata, Actinopteri, Cypriniformes, Cyprinidae.